Messenger RNA from Monoraphidium neglectum, 918 nucleotides. RefSeq lists its product as hypothetical. Gene Ontology annotation, cellular component: mitochondrial matrix. The transcript is spliced from 4 exons. NCBI's taxonomy places the organism in Eukaryota, Viridiplantae, Chlorophyta, Chlorophyceae, Sphaeropleales, Selenastraceae. The record is from RefSeq and is a predicted model, not a curated record. The coding region runs from base 1 to 918 and encodes 305 amino acids. Gene Ontology annotation, biological process: mitochondrion organization; protein catabolic process; proteolysis. Gene Ontology annotation, molecular function: ATP binding; single-stranded DNA binding; serine-type endopeptidase activity.
AUGGCGACCCUCAUUGACGAGUACGCGCGUGAGGCCGGGGUGCGCAACCUGAAGAAGCACCUCGAGAAGAUGUACCGCAAGGCCGCACUCAAGCUGGUGCAGGCGGGCGCGACGCGCACCGAGGCGGGCGCGGCGGCGGCGGCGGCCAGCGGCAGUGCAGAGGGCUCGCAGCAGGAGCAGGGGCAGCAGCAGAGAUCGGAAGAGGGCGCGGCGUUGACGACCGGGGAUGCGGGCGAGGCGGCGUCAUCCAGACGCGACAGCAGCGACGAGGAGGCGGGCAGCAGCAGCAGCAGCGGCAGCAGUAGCAGCAGAGGCGGCGACGCCGAUUCUGCCCCAAGCAGCAGCGCCCCGAGCGAACCCAGCAGCAGCCCCGGCAGCAGCGGAGAAAGCAGCACCAGCAGCAGCAGCAGCGGGGACAGCAGCCCCAGCAGCAGCAGUAGCAGCAGCAGCAGCAGUAGCAGCAAGGACGCCGCCGCCGGCGGGCCUGAGGUGGUGUACACCGGUGACCCCGUCAUCAUCGACGCCCCUGCCCUCAAGGAUUACGUCGGCCUGCCGCCCUUUGCCCAGGACCGCUUCUAUGACACCACGCCAGAGGGGGUGGUGAUGGGGCUGGCGUGGACGGCCAUGGGGGGGGCCACGCUGUACGUUGAGGCCGCAAAGGUGUCAUCGGGCGACGGCAAGGGCUCGCUGGUCACCACCGGCCAGCUCGGGGACGUCAUGCGCGAGUCCGCCACCAUCGCCCACACCUACGCGCGCGCGUUCCUCGGAUCCGUCGACCCCGGGUCGCGCUUCUUCUCGGACACCGCGCUGCACGUCCACGUGCCGCAGGGCGCCACGCCCAAGGACGGCCCCAGCGCGGGCUGCACCAUCAUCACGGCCCUGCUGUCCCUUGCCCUCAACAAGCCGGCGUCGUUCUGA